GCCGUUCUUGGGCUGCUGGAGUGUUGUUAAGUCAGUGGGAGCAGUCGGCGGGGCUUCGCAGAGACACUCUUUCUUCUUGCGGCUGAGCAGGGAUUUAACCAUCACCAUGUCGAGCAAAAGGGCAAAGACCAAGACCACCAAGAAGCGCCCUCAGCACGCAACAUCCAAUGUGUUCGCCAUGUUUGACCAGUCCCAGAUCCAAGAGUUCAAAGAGGCCUUCAACAUGAUCGACCAGAACCGGGAUGGCUUCAUCGACAAGGAAGACUUGCACAACAUGCUUGCUUCAAUGGGAAAAAAUCCAACUGAUGAAUACCUGGAUGCCAUGAUGAAUGAGGCCCCGGGCCCCAUCAGCUUCACCAUGUUCCUCACCAUGUUUGGAGAGAAGUUGAAUGGCACAGACCCCGAAGAUGUCAUCAGAAAUGCCUUCGCUUGCUUUGACGAGGAAGCAACGGGCACCAUCCAGGAGGAUUACCUGAGGGAACAGCUGACUACCAUGGGCGAUCGGUUCACAGAUGAGGAAGUGGAUGAGCUGUACAGGGAGGUCCCCAUUGACAAAAAGGGGAAUUUCAACUACAUCGAGUUCACACGCAUCCUCAAGUACAGAACAAAAGAAAAGGACCACUGAAGAGCUCCAAAUUCCAGCCAAAUGUUCCCUGUUGCCACUUGGGGUAU
Molecule: messenger RNA, 672 nt
Organism: Peromyscus eremicus (cactus mouse)
Lineage: Eukaryota; Metazoa; Chordata; Mammalia; Rodentia; Cricetidae
Product: myosin regulatory light polypeptide 9-like
Exons: 1
Coding region: 107-625 (172 amino acids)
Biological process (GO): platelet aggregation
Cellular component (GO): cytoplasm
Molecular function (GO): calcium ion binding
Source: RefSeq, a predicted model, not a curated record